Toxotes jaculatrix (banded archerfish) is the source of this 930-nucleotide messenger RNA. RefSeq names its product olfactory receptor 6N2-like. Gene Ontology annotation, cellular component: membrane. Lineage: Eukaryota; Metazoa; Chordata; Actinopteri; Toxotidae. Gene Ontology annotation, molecular function: G protein-coupled receptor activity; olfactory receptor activity. The transcript has a single exon. The record is from RefSeq and is a predicted model, not a curated record. Gene Ontology annotation, biological process: G protein-coupled receptor signaling pathway. The coding region runs from base 1 to 930 and encodes 309 amino acids.
AUGAAUGAUGGAUUAAAUGUAACAUAUAUAACUCUUGGUGGGUAUGUAGAGGUGAACAAAUACAGAUCUCUUUAUUUUUUAAUCAUGUUUACAGUUUAUGUUCUAAUAAUCUGCAGUAAUUCCACCAUUGUGUGUCUGAUCUGGAUUCAUAAAAACCUCCAUGAGCCGAUGUACAUGUUCAUUGCAGCUCUGUCACUGAACUCUGUUCUGUUCAGCACUGUUAUCUACCCGAAGCUUUUCAUUGACUUUAUAUCUGAGAAACAGAUCAUAUCUUACCCAGCCUGUCUCCUUCAGUGGUUUAUAUAUUACUCUUUAGGUGCUUCAGAUUUCUUACUGCUGGCAGCCAUGGCCUAUGACAGGUACGUGUCUAUAUGUAAACCUCUGCAAUAUCCAACUAUCAUGAGAAAAGCAGUCAUCAGCGUGUUACUGCUCUCAGCUUGGCUCGUGCCUGCCGCUCACGUCAUGGUGGCAGUUGCUCUGGCUGCUGACAGAAAACUCUGUCACUUUAGUUUGAAUGGAAUUUUCUGCAACAACUCGGUUUAUCAGCUUCACUGUGUGACUUCGACAGUGCUUUCAGUCUACGGUUUGGUGGUUUUGUUUAACGUGGCACUUCUCCCUGUGCUUUUCAUACUUUUCACUUACGCAAAGAUUCUCAUCAUUUCCUACAGAAGCAGCAGAGACGUCAGGACAAAAGCUGCACAGACCUGUUUACCUCACCUGAUCGUUUUAAUCAGCUUUUCCUGUUUGUGUGCGUAUGAUAUUAUUAUAGCACGACUGGAAUCUGAUGUUCCAAAAACAGCUCGUUUCAUAAUGACUUUACAAAUGAUUCUGUAUCAUCCUCUGUUCAAUCCAAUCAUAUACGGACUGAAAAUGAAAGAAAUCUCUAAACACAUCCAGAGGCUGUUCUGUCAAGUCAAACUAACUAAAUAA